CACAGACUUAGAUGACAACUCCUGGAGCCUGAGAUUGACCCCCUGCCCUUCGUGUAGUGGGGCCUCCUUAGGCACCACCGUAGAUUGUCCCCUCAGUGGGAGGCUCCUCCACGUUCCCCUCCCCUCAGACUCCACUACCAACGGCCUUCCCUCAACGGCAGCCAGCUAGGCCUCCACCAUCUUCACUGUCCUCAUUGCCCCAGUCCGAUUGCAGCCCAGUUGAGGUACCCACUGGUGUCAUGUCUGCCACAGGGGAUCGAGACCCAACCCAAGAGGGCCCAGUGGGAGAGUGGAUGGGGGCUGCUGGAGUGGGUGAAGGGAUAGACCUCGACUUGGGCCCAGAUGAGGGCAACAUGGCACCUGAGACCAUGGAAGCCGAGGUGGCGGGUUCUGGGGGGAUGGAGAUCCUGGAGCCUGAGGGAGGCCUAGAGGAGGAAGAGGGAGCUCAGGGCCUAGUCCCGGCCAGAGCCCGGGAGGGCGGCAACACCGAGGAAGACUCGGACAUUGGGCCGGCAGAGGAUGAGGGAGGGGACCUGGCAGAGAGCCAGGACAUCCUCGUGGACGCCCGUCAGUUCCCCAUGGUUGGCUUCCGGUUCAUGUUCCUGGAUCUGGUCCACUCCCUUCUGCACCGCAUCUACUACAACGACCACAUCCUGAUCCGCCCCUACCGUGGCCCUGUAGUGGUGCGAUCCCGCUCGCCAAUGGCAGAUGGCUCAAGCGAGCUCCCGGUGCUACACAUACCCCAGAGGCCGAGAAUGAGGGCCCAAUCUCGGGAGGUCCAAGACGAGGGCCUUCGCUUGGGUCUAGGCCUGCCUGAGGUGGCCACCUCAGUCCUAGAGUUCCAGGAACCAACAGACAACGCAGAAGCAGCCCAUGUUUCCGUGGAGCGGACAGAGGAAGUGGCAGAGGAGGAGCAGGCAGAGGAGAUGAUAGAUCAGGUCACAGAAAUAAGGGAAAUAACUAAAUAUCAGUAUGGUAACUGGAGUGAAGAUGAUGUAGACUUUGGAGGUGAAGAAGAGAAAGAAGAAGAGGAAGAAAAAAAGAUGGAAAAUGAAAAACAAGAAGAACCUGAAAAGGACCCAGAUCCACUGGAUGGCAGCCCCAGAAAACCCAGUUGGAAAGAAUAGAAAAGGAUGAAGAAAGAAGAAAGAAUCUGAUCUUCACUCUUUUUAUGUGUUUGCUUUUCAGAAGCCCAAGGCAAUUUUAUCAAUAUUGGUUUCAUUCCUCAGUUCAUCACCCCAAAAGUGACAUUCAAUGAUACCCAACUUUUCUAUUUAUUUAUUACACUAAUCUACUUAUUUAUUAUGUUUUAAUGGCAUUUGUUCAAGUGAACAAAUAGUUUGUUUUCAAUGACUAACCUGAAAUAUAAGUAUAUUUUUAAAAAGAUAACACUCAAAUCUCUGUUUUACCUCUUUAUCUUCAUUUGAAAUGGAUCACGUUCUACCACUUGGUAAACUUUAUUUAUAAAGUCUUUUAUAGCAGCCUAAACAAUUACAAUGUCAAGUUUAAAAAUUUUUUAUGAGGAAAGAGAUUGAGGUCAAACCUUUAGUUAAAACUAUGUUUGUCGUUAUAUUAGUCACUUAGCCAUGUGUGGCCCUUGAGCAUGUAAAAUGUGAUUAAAUCCUAUUUAAGAUGUACUGUGUCACCAUUGUAUACACCCACAAAGAUGGGGUCUUAAUUAGAUAUAAGAUACACUCCAUACUUGUAUAAUUUUAUCAAAAUGCAUUGUCUUGUAUAACUAAGA
This is a messenger RNA of Ictidomys tridecemlineatus (thirteen-lined ground squirrel), 1744 nucleotides long. It is a transcript of the gene Ct47c1, whose product is annotated as cancer/testis antigen family 47 member C1. NCBI's taxonomy places the organism in Eukaryota, Metazoa, Chordata, Mammalia, Rodentia, Sciuridae. The record is from RefSeq and is a predicted model, not a curated record.